GGGAGAGGAGUGGAGGAAGGAGGAGGGACUGAGUUGGGGUCCCCUGGGUGGGGGACAGAUGCUGGGGAAUGCCUGGGGUCUGUGCAGUGGGAGAAGAGUUGGGAAAGGAGGAGGGACCGAGUCGGGGUCCCCCAGGCCGGGGACGGAUGCUGAUCCCAUGCCUCCACCUCAUCUCAGCCGCGGUAGCAUGGGGGGGACGCAGACGCUGGCGCUGCCCCUGCAGAAGGGACCUCACCACGUCGGCUGCACGGAUGUCAUGGUGGGCCACACACAGCAGGGGCUCUUCCUCCGCCUCUUCUACCCCUGCCUGCCCCGAGCAGGAGCCGAGCGGCUGCUCUGGAUCCCGCGCUCCGAGUAUUGCGGUGGCCUGGCUGACUUCACCCAGCGCAGCCGGCGCUGUGGGGGGUUUCUCUUCCCUGCAGGCUCCUGCAGAGUCCCAGUCAGCUGGAAUGGGCCUUUCAAGCCCUGCAGCAGCGGGUACCCUCUGAUCAUCUUCUCCCACGGCCUGGGAGCCUUUCGGACCCUGUACUCCUCCGUCUGCUCGGAGCUGGCAUCCUGGGGCUUCGCAGUGGCGGCUUUGGAGCACAGGGACCAUUCUGCCUCUGCGACCUAUUACUGCACGGAGGAGGCUGGGAGAGAGGAAUGGAUCCCGUACCAACGGGUGCCCCAAGGGCAGAAGGAGUUUUAUUUCCGAAACAAGCAGGUUCACCAGAGAGCGGGGGAAUGUGUGCAAGCGCUCCGGCUCUUCAAGGACAUCGGCAGCGGUAAAUCUGUCCCGAACGUCCUUCACCAGGACUUUGAUCUCUCUGUGCUGAAGGACAGCGUUGAUCUGACCAAAGUCGCCGUCAUGGGCCAUUCCUUCGGUGGGGUGACGGCAGUGCUGGCCUUGGUGAAAGAGCCCAACUUCAGGUGUGCAGUGGCUCUCGACGCCUGGAUGUUCCCCCUGGAGAAUGUGCUGUACCCAGAGGUGCCCAAACCUGUGCUCUUCAUCAACACCGAGAAGUUCCAGACACCAGAAAAUGUUGCCAAAAUGAAGAGGCUGAGCUCCAGAAACAGCCAGACAAAGAUUAUAACCAUCCUGGGAUCCGUGCACCAGAGCCAGACCGACUUCACUUUUCUCAGCGGGAAGCUCGUCGGCCGCAUCCUUGGUGCGAGGGGGACCAUCAACCCCCACAAGGGUCUGGACAUCACCAGCCAGGCGGCUCUGGCCUUCCUGCAAAGGCAUCUCAAUCUAGAAGAGGAGUUUGAUCAAUGGGACAACCUCCUGGAAGGCAUCGGAGACUCGGUUGUUCCAGAAGCACCGUUCUGCCGCUCCAACCUGUAGUUUGCUCCGAGGUCGCUGGUGAGAGCCGAGUACAGGGAAAGCAGCUGCUUCUUGUCUGAAAUGAGCCGUGCAGGAUCCAACCUCCCAAGGGCAGGAGGAGCUACGGGGAGAACAGGACCUGGGGAUCAUGCUUCUGAGGGGUCCGAUGACCUGAGUGCUCAUCAAGCGUGCCAGGAGAGCCCUCCCUGCAGCGAGGGCUGUGGGGGCUGAAGGAAUAAAAUUCCCAGGGACACAGACUGAGUUGGCUGUCACUUGGGCCUGAGGUGACACCCUUCUUGCCCGCAGAGGGUAGAUGGGCAUCGAUCCCUCACUGGGGCUGUCUGGAUCUGCUGCAGCUGUGGCACAUCUGGCAGGAGCAGGUAGAAGGGUCAUUUGCCGUGGGGUGGUUCAGUCAGAGCCGAAAGAACCAGCACAGGGAGACACAGGAUGAGGGCUCCAAGCACAAAGCAAAUGAAAGUCUGAUUGUUGUCAUGGAAAGCUGGCAAGAUUGCCGAGUCCACGCCUAAAAUCUUGGGGAAAAAAAAGAAAGAGGAUGGUUUUAAACUGUGUCCUGAGCUGCACUCAAGGCAGUGGGACCAGCAGGGCGAGGGAGGGGAUUCUGCCCCUUUGCUGCGCUCCGGUGUCCAGGUCUGGAGUCCUGAGCACAGAAAGGACACGGAGCUAUUGGAGCGAGUCCAGAGGAGGCCACAAAGAUGAUGUGAGGGCUGGAGGACCUCCCGUAGGAGGACAGGCUGAGAGAGGUGGGGUUGUUCAGCCUGGAGAAGGGAAGGCUCCGGGGAGACCUUAGAGCAGCUUCCAGUACCGAAAGGAGCUCCAGGAAAGCUGAGGAGGGGCUCUGGAUCAGGAAGGGCAGGGAGAGGAUGAGGGGAACGGUUUGGGGCUGAAAGAGAGGAGAUUUAGAUGAGAUCUUAGGGAGAAAUGUUUUGCUGUGAGGGUGGGGAGGCCCUGGCCCAGGUUGCCCAGAGCAGUGGUGGCUGCCCCAUCCCUGGAGGGGUUCCAGGCCAGGUUGGAUGGGGCUUGGAGCCCCUCAUCCAGAGGGAGGUGUCCCUGCCCAUGGCAGAGGGUGGCACUGGAUGGGCUUUGAUGUCCCUUCCAGCCCAAACCAUUCUGUGAUUGUAUGAAACAAGGGGCUGUCUGGAAGUGCCUCCGAGCACCGUAGUGGUUCAGGGAUGUGAAACAGGGAUGGAGAUCCAGAGAGAAGGAAAACAGCCCAGCCAGGUUUUACAGCACGAAGAGCAACAGUGCUGAAACUGGCACACGGUGGCGGUGGGAAGAAGGCACUUCGGAAGCCCCUGCAGCACAUUCCUGGGUAACACCAGGGACGUUUGAGCAAGGAGUGCUUUUUAAAGGAGAGUCCAAUCCUUGGCCAUCCCAAAGCAGAGCUGAAGGGAGCGGAGCUGCACAGAUCUAUCCCACCAGAGACCCUCCCCAAGGUCCUCGCUGGCACUGUGGCGGGAGAGGGUGGCAGGCAAUCCUGGACACGACGCCUCGGCAGCUGCGGGGAGCGGCCACGCUCCUGGCACACCAUCUGCUUUUGCAUUGUCCGUGUCGCCGGCGGCACAGCAUUCCUGCUGGGAAGAGGGCAGGCAGCAGCAGCCCUGCCUUCCACCUCCUGCCAUCGCAGAGAGAAGCUGCCGCAGACGAUGCACCCGGUGCCGCGUGCCGGCAGGGUUUCCUGGGGCGCUGAGGUUGGAGAAGAAGGAUUGCGGGUGGCUAUUCCUCGCUCCGUGACAGCGGGUGACAUGGGUGUCAGCAAAGACUUCUUUCCCAGGAGAAGACAGGAGAGUGGGAAAGCAGCAUCUCGCUCCUGCGGUGCCUGAAUUGUUUGUGCCACCGCAACGGCCACAUCCUCACCGGUGGCCCCUCUUAGUGGAGGUCGAGGGCUGAGGAUGCUCCUGGGUGUUCCCAGGGGAAGGUGCAGUGCUGUGCAGCCGUGGAGAGGCCAUUGUUCAAUGUCUCCUUCGCUCUCCAGUGACACAAAGGACUGACAUGAACAGGACCACAAGCUCUCGGUGCUUUUGAGGCUGCCAGAUAUUUAUUUUUAAUUGCUAUACACCUAAAAAGCCGUCUCCAGCCCUGGGAGCAGGCUGGGCUGUGACAGCUCCCGCUGCGUGGCGAUGCUGAGGGUGGCUGGGGGACAUUCAAGGUCGAUGUAUGUGGUGAAUCGUGUGAGCGAGCCAUCAGGUCCCGUUUUAACAGUGAGAGACAGUGACCGGUGUGGAAAUCAAAUCCCAUUUUCCUCCCUGAAUUAGCACGGCUGGGGAUCUGUGCCGGCAGUUCGAGGGGAGCAGCGUGGUCGCGGCUCCGGCACAGCUGAGGGAAGCUAUAAAUUCUGCAGGACUCUUAUGUAAAGGCUUUCAGGGAAGAGGGUGGCAGAAACCUACUGACAUUUGUUAACCCUUCAGUUCACAGAAAGCCACUUAAUUCUAGUCCUCAGGAUGGGCGGAGUGGGGAAGCAGGCAGAUGUCCUUCUGCCUGGCUUUACAUCCUUUACUCUCCCCUCGGAGACAGCCUCCAUGCGCAAGAUUGUGCACUCUCUUUGUGCCUCUGGAGGAAAACCCUGCCAGAAGAAAGAAGGGCAUUCGGAAAAAAAUCCUGCUGUCACUCAGGAAGGGCAGACACCCCCUUUCCUCCCCUCUAUCAGCUCCUCUCUGCUCUCUGUGGGAUGUGGUGGUGCAGAAGCCCUCUCUGAGUGUUUUCCUGCUGCACUGGCUCAUUGCAUCUGCUUUCAAAUCCAGCCUGGAGCCAUCUCUUCAAUCAGGCUCCCCUCGCAAGCACCUCUUUCCUCCAGAUCCCCAUUACACGCUCCAGCCUCGAGGUCGGAGGCAGCGUGCAUGAAAGAUGCGGCACAAAUCCCUGGUGUAGCAUGCAGGGAAGGUAUUUUCCCCGUGUCCCAGCUUGCUUAGAUUGUUUUGCUUGGCCUGAGAGGGCAGAAAGAAAGGGGCUGGGACAGAGCAUCCUUCCCUGCCACCUGCCUGGGCCAGUGACUGGAGGGGAGACCCCACGGAUCUCUGGGGUGGCAAGGGCUAUUCCAAGGUUGCCUGUGCCACACUGGAAGGGUUUCUGGCAAAAAGCAGGAGCUAAGGGUUAGCCUGGAAUGUGAUCAGCCACAACAGCCCGCAAGCACCAGCGCCGGAACGACGUGUCGUUAUGAUGCAGUGGAUUGGGUUCAAAUGUGGAAUAGCUGGAGUUUGGAUCUGUAAAUCCCCGUGUUUUAUCCACAGAGGGACUUUGCUUCUCAUGGAUAUGGGAAAGAAAUGCUGACUCCGUUCCCUCAAGGGGGUCGGCACCCACAGCACCCGCCUGCAGCGCGGAGGUGCCACACGUUGGGAAGGGCUCGCUCCCAGCCAAGCGUCUCAAUGUGUCCGAUCUACUUUCAUAUUCAAACCGGUGCCUUUAAAAAUAAAUAAAUAAAAGCUGCCCAUUUAUAUUCCCCUCACAGCUGUGCUUGCAGCAUGGCUGGGGUGUGAAUGGACGCAUUCCUCUUCCCCACGGCUUCUUAUCUCGGCAGAGCAACGUCCACUCGCCAACCGGCUUCAGCUUCAAAGCUUUCCGCUCUUGGGGCUGAAAUCCGACAGUGUCAGCACAGACCUGGCUUGGAGCUUUUUAGCAUCUUAGAGCUGAGAGUCGUCUUCUCAUCCUGCCCACCCCCAGCUGGUCCUGCCUGCGGCUCCCUCCCUCCUGGGAAGCCCCUUCCAGCUGGCGGAUCCCUCCCCAUCCCAUGCAUGCAGCAAACUGGAGUUGCCAGCUCCAGCAUUUGCUGCUGCUUAGGAAAAAAACCUCACUUACUCAAUUGAAGCUUCCCUGUUGAUUUAAUUAAUGCAAAUUGAAACAUGUGUUAAAUCCUCCUUGUAAUUAACCAUAACACUUACUGUCGUAGGGUUGGGGUUUUCUUUUCCUUCUUCUCGUAUUUUUAAGGAAAAUACGAAGGCUUGGAUUCACAACAGUUUGUAAAGGUCCAUGGUCCUCACGCUGAGCCCAGCGUGUGCAGCAAGAACCCCACAAGCUCCAGCAGAGGAGCUUGGUGCCGGGCGUGGGCUGGGGUACCAGCCUUGAAGACCAGCGUGGAUGCAGGUGCAGGGCUGACCCCACUCCUAACCCCAGCCCGAGCAGUCCCUCGGGAGAAGAGCUCCUUAUAUUCCUUUGAUUGGUGAGUAUACACUUGGUUUUAUGUCAAGUUUUUCUAUUGGCAAAUCAAAACUUUGCUGUGGGUGAAGUUCCAAAUGGAGUUUCUUCAUCUCCAAAGGGAAUUGUUAUCAUCUAAUGCGUCGGCUUCCAGGCUGCCUUGAGCUGAAAACCCCAGAUACUCACAGUCACGAGGGAUUCAGCUCAACUUUGUCAUCUUCCCACGCACCGGUUCCUCCUGCGCUGGGUGACGGGGCAGGACCGGGGCUCUGCCAGGGGGGCAGAUGCUUGGGAUUCAGCGCAGGGCACGUGCUUGCCGUCUUCGAGGUGCAACGCCGCAGGUCUGGGCUGCAGACACGAUGCCUGCCGGACCCCUGAAAUGCAGUGCUGUGGGCCAAGAGGGCUCUUGUUCGUUCUCUCUGCCAGCGUCACCGAGGGUAUUUGGAGGGUACAACUGGGUUUUUGACAGUUUUCACUCUGCAGCAGAAGACCUAUCUCAGGCUGGAGCAGGUCCUUGCUGACCCUAGAGAACAUUCCUGAAGAAAGAGGGGAAAGACUAACUGAGGAUGGAAAUUUAGGUGCUGGAAGACAAAAAGAAGGCUGUGUGAGGUUUCUCUAGUUCCAGGCUAAGCCAAAAAAAAAGCUCUUGAAACAGAUAUGAAGGAUUGUUUUUUGUUAAUAUCAUGGUUUCCCCCAAUUUAGGAGGGACAGGCUGAGCUCAGCCCCAGGGGUGCUGGCUCGUGCUUUGCACCCAAGCGUGAUGGUUGGGGAGAUUGAAAUCUACACAAGGCAGGGACCUCAAAUAUCCCACAUCCUCCUUUUUAAACCCUUUGGCUUCAGUCUUCACCCCAGAUCAGGGUGCAGGGAGGUGCUGAGACCGUCAGCCCCCGUCCCUGUGUGCCACAGUAGCACAGGAGUCGCCCAACCCACCACCUUCAGGAUGCUUUCACCUCCUUGACAGCAGCUCUCUAACGAUGUUCACCACGCAAGGCCUGGGUUUUGUGGGGGAAUGCGCUUGGUUUUUUGUAUCUUUUAAUUAAAACGAAGCACUUAACAUUGGCGAUCGUAACCUCAGCGUGUCUCUCCGGGCAUUGAUUUUAGCGGAGGGCAGCAGUUUCCUGGUUUAUUGCAUAAAAGAUAGAGCUGUGUUUUUCCCCCAGAAAGGCCGGCUUUGUUCGCCUCUUCUCCCAGCUGCAGUGGAUGUGUCUGGUCUUUUUUUUUUCCUUUUAAUAUAUAUAUUGAUCUAUUUUGAACUCAAACGAGUGAGGGGAAAGGGAUCAAACAGCACUGAGCAAAUGUUAACUGCAGGUAUUGUUUCCAUGCUGGUGUUGCUGAGCACGGGCAGUGGGAUGGAGCAGGAAUUAACCCAUUUUGAUGCAGAAUUGUCGGUAGAGAUGGGAGGGGGACUGCUUAUUCUCCUGAGAGGAUCCAUAGACAUGGACCUCCUCAUCCGACUGAAGUCCAAAAGUGCCAUUAAAACGCCCACAAACGUGUUUCCUUGGCUUACGAAUCCUAUGAGGAAGAGGCAUGUUUUAUUCCACUCAUGGUGUCAGACUUUGUCCAUGGAGAUCGCCACGGGAUAAAGAGCUGUGGCCGUUGCACCAGGCAGGUCAGUGUCUCCUGUGUCACCUGAGCGCGAGGCUGGAUGCAAGGAUGGGGGAACACUCCAAAAUCCUGCCUUUUGAUCACAAUUCGACCUUGUGCUGCCCGUCUGAAGGAAACCAGGUGCUUGAGUACAGCAAACGCACCUGCAUCCCAGACAGCAGAGCUCUGUGAAAGGCAAAUAAAACCUGUUCCCCUUUGGCUCCGCGUUGAGCAUUGUUCCCAAAUUUGCUCUUAGUGGGAACAGGCUCAGUCUGGGGGCUGCUACGAGCUCAUUCAUCUUGUUUAUUUGACAUGGGGGAAGUCGUUUUCCUUUAAGAGGAUUUCCAUCCCUCAACUCCUCCCAUCGUGACACUUCCAAGCUACAUUUUGUCUUGAAAGGGUGGGAGUAUUUUUAACUAUAUCACGCCGGGGAAGUAUUAAUAGCACAAUAGGCUUGCUGAGCUGCCGGUAGAGCUGAAUCCAUAUUUUAAAUUCAAGGAUCUAAUUAGGAGCUGGGGAAUAAUUAGUGCUAUACCCAGCUUUUCUUUCCCCCCUCACUUCAUUUUCAAAGAGCCACAGCAAAUGCCUUUGCUGGAAUCUUCUAUGGCUGUUGAAUAUUUGAUGGCUUCUUUCUGCAUUGCUAUUCCAUGUGGCUGUCAAAAUCACGCCGGCUUCUUUGCUCUAUCCCAGCUGAAAUGGCUGACUCCGACACUCUCAAAAUCUAAUUAGUGCAUCUCCUGUUGGCUCACAUUCCAAAAACCCACCCCAUAAAGCCUUUCUUCAUGCUUCUCUCCCAGCCACGCGCUAGCGCUGGGUGUUGCAGCUCUGUGCAGCCUAGUUAUUUUGGAACCCUCAGCAGCGAGUUGUUUACAGCCUUCCUCAAAUAGCAAAGCUCUCGGUGCUCCAUAUGGGAAAUGCAAAUUUGUGGACUUCGGUUGGGAGCAGAAAGGGAAAAGCAGCGUGGAUGUAGAGAAAUGGAUCGAGGCUGCAGCUCGGUUGGGAGCAAGGAGCGGGGAAAGCAAUGCAAGGAGAUGGCCAGGCUGACUUUUGUGGCCUCAGGUUGCGCCAAGGGAGGUUCAGAUUGGACACCAGGAAAAAUUUAUUCACCAAAAUGGUUCUCAAGCAUUGGAAAGGGCUGUCCAGGGAGGUGGUUGAGUCCUCAUCCCUGAAGGUACUUAAAAGGCGGGCAGAUGAAGUGCUUAGGGAUAUGGCUUAUUAGUGGAUAGGUGUGGUUGGGCUUUAUGAUCUCAAAGGUCUUUUCCAACCUAGCAAUUCUACGAUUCGAUGAUUCUUUGUGUGUUGCUGGAUGUAGUGGAGGUGGGAGCCAGCACCCACACAGAUUUGUCCUUAUAUUUGGCAGGUAACUCCCAGGAGAGCACGACUGCACGUUAGUGUCUCGGAGGAUCUGCUGGUGCUGCAAAUAAAACAACCUAUUCUGUAAUUGUACCCACUGCUGGGAGCGCCUGUGACAGCUCUCCUCGGUGUGAAGUCUCUGGUCUCUAAUAAUAGUUAGGCUGGUUGCUGAAGUCUCUUCCUCGCUCUUGCCUCUCCCCAGCCAUCUGUUUUCAAGAAACUUGUGGAAUUCAUGUCACUGAGCUCUUAUCCAUAUUUAUCAGAGGGGUAGAGGCUGGCUCACAAAGCCAAAGCCUGGGAGAGAAGAUUGGUCAGAGAUAGAAGGACUUUGAUCAUAUAAAGCUUGAUUUUCUUAGGAAACAAAGAACCAAAAACAUGCCAGGAGAUCUCCCAGCUGGCUGGGAAGGGAAUUCUGCUAUUCCUUUGCCCAGGGUGAAUCAAAGGCAGAGCACAAUAUUUAGGAGAAAGACCACAUCUCGUUUGACAUCCUGGGUGCAACCUGGGUGAAGGUGCUCAAACGUGUGGGCGCCACAGCCACCGCUGUUAUUUUAGGCUCUGCCCCCAUCUCGGUGUGUUGGAGCAUUGUUUGCAAGGAGAGCAGAGGGCUCGUGGGGCUUUGUCUUUGGUUCAGUAGAAGCUUAUGUUAUUUUUCUGCUCUAGAGCCUUUUCAGCCCUCAUCACCACAGUGUUUGGAUAUCACACAGUACGGCCCUGUGGCUGCGUUUGCAGAGGUGACUAUGGAUUCCCGGGUUAAUAUUGCCCCAAUAGCAAAGCAAUUGAUUUCUAUUUUCAUCUCUCUCGCUGCAGAUGCAAUCACCAUCUGUGGUGAGUUCUUUAACUUUUCUCAUUUUAUGGAGGAAUUAAGUGAGUUUGAGUGAAUUUGAGCAACCUGAGCCAGUAGGUUGGCCCUGGCCCAGGUUGUCCAGAGAAUUUGUGGCUGCCCCAUCCCUGGAGGUGUUCAAGGCCAGGUUGGAUGGGGCUUGGAGCCCCUGAUCCAGUGGGAGGUGUCCUUGCCCAGGGCAGAGGGUGGAACUGGAUGGGCUUUGAGGUCCCUUCCAACCCAAACCAUUUCAUAAUUCUAUGAACUUGGCUAAUACAGUGAUUGUUACUGUUCUCAGCAAAUACUUGCAAAUAUUAAUUACCAAGGUGCUUUAAAACAUUUUCUGAUUAAGAAAUCAGCUGUCAGUCCAUCCACCACGGGUGCUUAAGGGUGGCAAUUUAAUACUCGGAAAGCACAUUUCCUUAUUGGAGAUUAAAUAUUUUUGCAAGUUAAAAGUGCUGCCGUGGGCUGAGUUGUCACCCAGUUGUGUCAGUCUCUUUGUGGGAUGUUUUGAUAAGCACAUCAUAAGAGACGCUUUCAUCUUUAUGCUAAAUCAGAUCACGUCACGUCCUAAAUUCACAUGUACAAGGAGUCCUGCUGAUGAGACCUUGACUUUUCUGUCUCACCGACAGCAGAGGCGGUUGAACGCAGCCGAAGGGCUCGUGUUUUGUCUGAGGAUGAGACCCCUCAAGCAAACGGGAGCUGUGAGCUGCCCCAGGGCAAUGAUUUUAAGUGGGUGCAGUUAUCACUGGCUUGGAUGUUCCACAGCCACCGACCU
Messenger RNA from Cuculus canorus (common cuckoo), 9984 nucleotides. RefSeq names its product platelet activating factor acetylhydrolase 2 (gene PAFAH2). NCBI's taxonomy places the organism in Eukaryota, Metazoa, Chordata, Aves, Cuculiformes, Cuculidae. The record is from RefSeq and is a predicted model, not a curated record. Gene Ontology annotation, molecular function: 1-alkyl-2-acetylglycerophosphocholine esterase activity. The transcript is spliced from 10 exons. The coding region runs from base 59 to 1324 and encodes 421 amino acids.